Chara braunii is the source of this 7138-nucleotide messenger RNA. The record is from the annotation of a GenBank genome assembly. NCBI's taxonomy places the organism in Eukaryota, Viridiplantae, Streptophyta, Charophyceae, Charales, Characeae.
GGGCGAGUGCAGCGCCUGAGUCGACCUAUAGAGUCAACCUGUGCCAACAAACAACGCAUAGUAGUCAAUGACUACCUCCAGGAUGUUGAGUUUUGUUUCCCGGACGCGGGAGGGGAAUUAAGACAUCGUGUCUCAUUCUUAGUGAGCGACGAUCUCCCUAUGGAUAUCUUGUUAGGUAUGUACUACCUCUCCGUGGCACAGCCCCAGUUUGACUUGGACCGAAAAGUGGUCAAACACACUUUCCCAGGUGGGGGGACCAGCAGAUUACAUAAGUUUAAAGCUAGUAGUCUGAUCGAGUCCCACAAAUGCAUGUGUGCGAUCGCGUUCUAUAACUAUUUGAACCAAAACCUGGAGGAGGGUAUGUACCUAGUCUCUGUCUCUGCAGCAGGCGUGCCGGUGAAAAUGACGUGGAAGAUAGAGGGAGUAGUUGCCAAGUACCCUGAUCUAUUUGAAGAGCCUACGGGGGUUGUUGAGAGGGAGGUCGUCCACGCAAUAGAGAUUAUCCUAGGGUCUAGUAUCCCGAAGGGUCGGAUCUGUAGGAUGUCUCCUGGCAAUCUUGAUGAGCUUCGCCAGCAACUCAAGGGACUCGUAGAGAAGGGUUGGAUCCGACCGAGCGUUUCUCCUUAUGGAUCUCCAGUCCUAUUCGUACCGAAGAAGGAAGGAACACUUAGGAUGUGCAUUGACUAUAGGGGCCUCAAUGCCAUCACUGUCAAGAACAGAGAGCCCCUACCGCGCAUCGAUGACUUGCUUGAUAGAGUGCAAGGGUGUCGGUACUUCAGCAAGAUAGAUCUGAAGUCCGGGUACCGUCAGAUUGCAAUCCGGCCUGAGGAUCAACACAAAAUCGCAUUGCAGACCCGGUACGGUCUGUACGAGUUUUUGGUGAUGCGGUUCGGCUUGUGCAAUGCUCCUCGCACCUUUCAGCAUGUAGCUACGGAUGCCAGCCAAUAUGGCAUAAGCGCCGUACUUGCGCAGCAGGAGGGGAAGAAGUCGAGGUCAGUAGAGUACAUGUCCAAAAAGAUGCCGUCUCAGAAGUUGGCUAAGUCCACCUAUAAAAAGGAGCUCUAUGUGAUCUACAAGGCGCUCACCCAUUGGAGGCACUAUCUCCUUGGGAGGUUCUUCUACGUCAGGACCGAUCAUCAAACCCGGAAGUGGAUAAGGACCCAGCAUGUGCUCUCCGAUGCACUGAAACGCUGGAUUGAAGUCAUUGAGCAGUAUGACUUCGAGCCCCAGUACAUCAAAGGUGAGUACAACAAGGUUACUAAUGCGCUGUCGCGUAGGCCAGACUUCUCUGGUGCGCUGAUCACUGAGUUCGGGCUUGCGGACGAUGUCACUUGUUCUAUGGUGGAAGCCUAUCGCGAGGACCCGCUCAUGUGUGAGAUCAUUCGCAGACUCGAGGCGAAGGACAAGGUAACUUCUGCCGAGUUUGAGUUGGUCAACGGCUUGCUGUUCCUUGAGAGGGCGGGGAGUAAACGUAUGUGUGUUCACAAUAGGGAGUCUUUGCGUAGUUUAUUUUUAGGUGCGCCGUCGCGAGAACGCUGCGCAAAGCAGAUGCAAGAGCUUGAGAAGACACUGGACUCGUCAAUUUACACUGUGAUGGAUCGUACUGAAUUGGAUAAAUUUGUUGCAAAGCCUGUUGAAUCAUUUGUUUUCUAUGAAGCGGGUGAGUUGAAGGAGUUGGGAAGGGAGUGGAAGGAAAACAUAGUUCGUCUUCUGAACGAAGUGCAAGAAUAUUGUGAAAAGAACGGCUCUUCUUCUGAGGGGUUUCCAGGAAUGCAGUCAAACAAUAGUGAUGAACACUGUAAGGAUAUGGCAGCAGACGAGGAGGAAAUGUGUCACAAAUUCAUGGUGGCGAGGGAUAAAGCGAAAGCUGCAAAAGCGGCUGCGAAAGCUGGGUGGACUGUCCGGUCCUUGCUGUAUGUUCUCGAAGAGCUAGGAUGUUGGUGUGCAGCAAAGGCAGCAGCAUCAACCCUGGAGAAAUGCAAGGAGGAGGAUGAUUCGACACUGGCAGGAUCAGAAAGUGAUGAAGAGGACCCCCAAACUCGUGGCUAUGCUGCUGAUAUCAGGAGAUCCUACAUAUGGAGGGCGACAAAGGAUUUAGAGUUGGAUAAUGGUGAUCCUGAAGCCAAGGAGGUCGUCGACAUCUUGAGACUCGUCAGGGACGACCGAAUUGAUGUGGACGACAAAACAAAAGAUGAUACUUCGCCUCGAAUUGGUGACGACCCCUUCGUAUGUAGGCAACGUGUUCCUGCUGUUCAGUGCGGUGGUUCUGACCUGCAGGAGCCGGCGCUUAAGCAGACUUUUGACGGGGCAAACUUCACAAAAUUCCCGAUAGACCACGAGAACCUGGCGGCGAUGCUAAGAUGGAGUAAGGAAGAAAAGGUGGACCACCUAGGGCUGCACGUAUCGCUAAGUCCAAGUAGGGACGUAAUGACUAUUGUCGCGGCGAGCAGAUCCUGGAAGGAGGUCCAAGACAUAAUGAUGAGGAAAUACUUGGCAACCAAGAAAAUGGCAACGGAGGCCAAGUUGGCAGUGGUGCAAAGGAAGAACUUUGCAACGCAUAACGAUUUCAUGCGGGAAUUCACGCUCGUGGCGUUGCGGAUCCCUGGAGUGAUGAACCGUAUAAUGAAGGAAGGUCCAGAACCUCAGGAAGAAGAAAAGGAGGAGAAGGCACCGCUAGAAAUCGCCAACCUUCAGAGGAUUCCCGGGGAUCUAGAAGACCUGGAAAAGGCUUUCGCAGAUACUCGUCUGAGCUUGCCAGAUCGCGAAGGUGGGGAAGUUAAGAGGACCCCACCUGGAACAAAACUCAACUUCUAUGUGCUACCUGUGGGAAAGCUGAAAGUGCAAAUCGGAAGCCACCAUACAGACGCAUUGGUGGACGGAGGGGCGGAAAUCACGCUUGUUAGAAAAGACUAUGCCAAGAUCACGAGAUGUGCGGUCAACACGGAGACGACCGGCAGUAUCCAAGGAGUAGGCGGGGACAUUCCGUUCUCCGGAUACAUCACCAAGUGCGUCGUCAAGGCGGGAAUCGGGGAAUCGAUCUGGUCUUUCCAAUGGAUGAUCGUCAUGGACGAAAUGGACCAUGACAUAAUUCUUGGAAGACCUCGGUGUGUGAAUGUGGAAAUGAUAGGAACGCACCAGCAUGAUGGGACGUACAUGGUAGACAUAGAGGACCCGGUGACAGGAUGUGGUCGUGAGGGUGCGUAUGGAAGGCUAUGUGGUGACAUGGGGUGGACGCUGGAUGAUGAGAGCUUGCUGACGUGGCAAUUUAAGCCGAGGUGGAACUGCAUUGCAUUGUGGGUUGUGUCGAGGCAUCGAAUGGUCAUCAUAAGUGCACGAUCGGUUGUAGGUGAGAAAUAUGUGGUCGGGGGCAGCAUUAUGAGGUACGGUCUGUACGAGUUUGUGGUGAUGCCUUUUGGCCUCUGCAAUGCUCCUGGCACCAUUCAACACGCUAUGAAUCGGAUCUUUCAUGACUACCUGGAUAUGUUUGUCAUCGUGUACCUUGAUGACGUACUUAUUUUUAGUAAGACUGUUGACGAGCAUGUUGCGCAUUUAGACAAAGUCCUCAGUCUCCUUCGGCAGCACAAGUUCAAGAUCAAUGGGGAGAAAUGCGAGUUUGGUUGCACCCGGAUCUUGUACUUGGGUCAUGAGAUUUUCGUGGAGGGUUUGAAGCCCGAUGACGCGAAGGUGGCCAGCAUUCGUGACUGGCCACGUUCUCAGUUUGUGCCUGAGAUGAGGUCUUUCUUAAGGAUGACCGGCUACUAUCGCAAUUUUCUGAAGAACUACAACAUAGUGCCCGCCUCUUUGACUGACCUGACUCGCCUUGACACCCCAUGGGAGUGGACAGACAGGUGCGAGGCUGCUCUCGGACAUCUGAAGCAUGCAUUGACGCAUCAUGAGCUCUUGAAACUUCUUGAUCCUGACAAGCCGUUGAUAGUAACCACGGAUGGCAGCCAAUAUGGCAUUGGCGCCGUGCUCGCGCAGCAGGAGGGGCCAAAGUUGAGGCCAAUGGAGUACGUGUCCAAAAAGAUGCCGUCUCAGAUGUUGGCUAAGUCCACUUAUGAGAAAAAGCCCUACGGGAUUUAUAAGGCACUGACCCAUUGGAGACAUUACCUCCUUGGGAGGUUCUUCAUCGUCAAGACCGAUCAUCAGAUCCUGAAGUGGAUGAGAACCCAACCAGUACUUUGUGAUGCCUUGAAGCGCUGGAUCGAAGUCAUUGAACAAUAUGACUUCGAACCCCAGUAUCUGAAGGGGGAGUACAAUAAGGUUGCUGAUGCCUUAUCACGUAGGCCUGAUUUCUCUGGUGCGCUGAUUACUGAGUUCGGGCUUGUGGACGAUGUAACUCGCUCUUUGGUGGAAGCCUAUCGCGAGGAUCCGUUUAUGUCUGAGAUCAUUCGCAGACUCGAGGCGAAGGACAAACUGACUUCUGCCGAGUUUGAGUUGGUCAACGGCUUGCUGUUUCUUGAGAAGGCCGGGAAUAAACUUGAUGGUGAGCCUGACGAAGUGCUGAACAGAUUGUAUGAUGAAGGAUGGAUCACUUCGAAGGUGAAGGCUCUAAUGGAAAAGCUGUUGUCAUACAGAGAGUAUGGCAAAGAUUUCAGGUGCAUUGUCUUCGUGCAUAGGAUAAUUGCGGCUGAAGCUCUCUGUCUCCUGGUGAAGGCCUUACCUUUCUUGAGCUUUCUGCCAUGCGCUGCAGUGACUGGGCACAAGGGUAAUGUCAAAUACUUGACCAGUCAGAAGCAAAAUGACAUCAUCGAGACAUUCAGAAAUGGGACCAUCCAGUUACUAUUUGCCACGGAUGUCAUCGAGGAGGGGUUGGACGUUCAGAAAUGCAGAUCAGUCAUUCGGUUCGAUUUGUCAACAACGGUUAGAAGUCACAUUCAAUCUCGUGGAAGGGCGCGACAGCAAGCUUCUGACUAUGUAAUGAUGGUAGAGAGAGUCGGCGGUCUGCAAUGGGUCACGGGGUCUGGGGGAGGUCUUGAGCAGUCCCAGGUCAGCGACAGCGAUAGGGGUCUUGAAGGAGGUCUUGGUCAGGUCGAUGGUGGAAGCAAGGCGAACUGCAAGGGUCUUGGUCAGGUCGAUGAUGGAAGCAAGGCGAACUGCAAAGGUCUUGGUCAGGUCGAUUAUGGAAGCAAGGCGAAGUGCAAAGGUCUUGGCUUUGACGUCGGCAAGGGUAGAAGGCCAAUGGAAAUAUCGGGAGAUUGUGUCAAAGGUUUUCUGGAAACCAAGGUGGCCAUCGAUCUUGGCGUCGUGGUGCUCGGCCAAGAGCUGGGUGCGGAGACCACGAGCGUCAGGGACGUAGAGUCGGCAUAUGGUGGAGAAGUCGGGGCAAGAGAGAUAUCCUUCGGUGUAGCGAUGGCGGAUCGAUGGCAAGAGCUGGAUGUCGGUCAUGGCGGCAUAGACUUUCUUGGGGGGUUUGUGAUCGGGGCGGCGGGAGAGGGCAUCGGCAACGCGGUUGCUCUUACCAGGGGUGUGACAAAUGGUAAAGAAUGUCUGGUCGCGGAGGAUGGCGAAAGCUUGGCGGAGAUGAUCAAGGUGGGACUCGAAGCUGGGGCUAAAAACAAGGAUGUCGUCGAGGUAGAUCACGACACGGACUUCGAGGAGGUCGUGGAAGAUGUGGUUCAUGGUGGAUUGGAAUGUGGCGGGGGUGUUGGUGAGACCGAAAGGCAUUACGAGAAACUCGUAGUGCCCGAAGCGGGAGCGGAAGGCGGUUUUGUGGGUGUCGUCCUCGCGGAUGCGGAUCUGGUGGAAGCCACUUUGAAGGUCGGUCUUGGUGAAGUAUUUGGCUGCACGGAGGCGAUCAAGAAGUUCGGAUAUCCGGGGAAGCGGAUACUUGUUCUUGAUCGUGAUCCGGUUCAAGGCGCGAUAGUCCGUGCACAUGUGGAGUUCCGAGGUGCCGUUCUUCUUGUCGAAGAGACAACUAGUGCCGAAGGGGGAGUAGCUAGGCUUAAUGAAUCCUCUAAGGAGUUCAUUGAGCUGGUGCUUCAUUUCCGCGGCCUCCGGGACGGAGAGCUGGUAUGGGGGGUGGCAAGGGGGGGAGUGGUCGGGCUUGAGAUCGAUGGUGUGGGAAACACCUCGGUCGGGAGGGGAAGGGGUGGAGGGAGGGAGAAGGUAGGGGAUGUCAAGGGGUGGAUCAGGAGGGGUGGAGAGGUGGACGAAAGAGGGGUGGAAGGUAUAGGGCAUGUAGUGGUGGAGCCAAGGAGUCCCGAGUACGAUGUCGCACAUGAGGUGCAUGACAUCGAAGGAGACCUGACUGCGAAGAGGGCCGACAGUCAUUGUGGUCUCGGGGACUGUGCGGUCGACGACGAUGGCCGAGGUAAGGAGAUCGGUGAUAGGGAGUUCGGGCUCAUGGGCGAGGGCUGCGGCGAGGUGGGGGAAGCAUACCUGCUUGAUGCGGGAGAUGAAGAUGUAGUCGGGAAGGAGAGUCGACGGGGUGUGGAGGUGGAGGGAGUGAACGUAAUGGAUGAAUCGCUCGGUGGGGCCGGUUUGGCGGAGGUUGCAAAAUUGAUCAAUGUAGUCAUCGAUGGUCUUUUGCGGACGGAAGGUGGCGAUGAGAAGGCGGGAGGUUGCGGUGGGGAGCCAAUGAGCGAGGGGCAUGUUGUGGAGAUCGAAGGCAUUUUGAAUUUGAGAGAGGAAAAGGAGGACGUCCUCGUGGGGAAGGCCGGAGAACGUCGCGAUAUCGGUGCCGCGGAACGAGCGGGGAAUGUCCCCGUUGCGGGGGACGAUGCAAGCGAGGUUGUUGAAGUUGCGUGUCGUCGGGAGAGGUGUCGUAGCAGGAGGGGGGCUGGCUAUUUUGGCUGGAAGAAGAUGGUUGGCCGGUUUGGUCGGCGGGGGUGGAUUGGAUGGAUUGGCCGGAGGAGGAGUGGCCGGUCGACAAGCUCGCCGUGGAUAUCCUCGAUGGAAUCCAUGCGGAGCGAGCCCAUGUUGAUGCUUGAGGUACCUUCGGCCAUGGGGAGGGACGAAGGUGGGGCAGAGGGGGAAGAUGGAGUGGAGGGGACAACGGAGGUGACAGCAGCGGCGGAGGUGGCAGCAGCGGCGGAGGUGGCAGCAGCGGCGACAAUGAAAAUUUAGGUGCGAAGUUUGGGAAAGAAAAUUAAAAUCAGAACGUAAAUUUCAAAUGGAAUAAAAUUUGGCGAAGAAA